Messenger RNA from Sceloporus undulatus (fence lizard), 2182 nucleotides. RefSeq names its product GSK3B interacting protein (gene GSKIP). Lineage: Eukaryota; Metazoa; Chordata; Lepidosauria; Squamata; Phrynosomatidae. The transcript has 3 exons. The coding region runs from base 128 to 547 and encodes 139 amino acids. Gene Ontology annotation, cellular component: cytoplasm. Gene Ontology annotation, molecular function: kinase regulator activity; protein kinase A binding. Gene Ontology annotation, biological process: regulation of canonical Wnt signaling pathway. The record is from RefSeq and is a predicted model, not a curated record.
ACGACUGCAGAGCCACAGAAAGGCUCUUCUGCCACUUGGGAGGAAGGAGAGGCACACAAAGCCCCACUCACCCAUUUAUCGAGGGGCACCUGUGCCAGGGAGCCAGUCCCUUGGUAAAGAUCUAAGAAUGGAGACUGACUACAAUCCCAUGGACCUUUCGAAUAACACAGGCAUUGAAGACCAUUCUGAAUUCAAAGAAUUUGAAGGAACGGAUGUGAAGGACAUGAGAUUAGAAGCAGAAGCUGUUGUGAAUGAUGUCUUGUUUGCUGUUGGCAAUAUGUUUGUCUCUAAAAGCCUCCCAUGUGCAGAAGAUGUGGCAUACAUCAAUGUGGAAACUAGAGAAAGGAACAGAUAUUGCCUAGAGCUCACCGAAACAGGACUCAGGGUAGUUGGUUAUGCUUUUGACCAGGUGGAUGAUAGUGUACAGAAUCCCUACCAUGAGACUGUUUACUCUUUGUUGGACUCCGUCAGCCCAGCAUAUCGUGAAGCUUUUGGAAAUGCACUGCUACAAAGAUUGGAAGCUUUGAAAAGGGAUGGGCAGUCAUGAUUGAAUCUCUAGUCAAAACAAGCUUUAGCAAAAACUUGCUGCUGGUCAGAAUUUUUUCUAGGUCAUACUGAGACCUGAUGGCAAGGGGAGUAAUUCCCUUUAGCUGCAUUCUUUGCUUUCACUGUUCCUUGCAGCGAGACUUUCAGUGGCAUCAACUUGUAAAAUAUAUUCUUGAUACUGUUGUUCUGAGUAAAUUACCCAGUCUGUUUUUAAGAUAACUUAGUGAAAUAUAUACAAUUACUGUUCUUGGUUUCUUCAGAUUAGUAAAAGUGACAGAACAUGAUAGUUCUAAUCUCUCUGACAUUAACUUAAUACUAAAUUUCAACAAAACUACAUUUGGUAUUAAAUCUGUUAGAUGUAGUAUCUGUUCAGAAUUUACACAGUAGUGUGAUUCACUGUGUUUCAAGACUAACUUGGUUUUAUUGAAACCAAAUACUAUUUGCCAUAGCUAAACUAAUUUUUAAAAAAUCAUUAAAAAUAUACAUGCUUAGCUCAGCAUCUUGUGCAUGGAUUUAGAAAUGAUCUUGUUCAUUCACUAGGAAAGUGUGAUACAUACUAUUAAUUAAAGACAUAUCCUGGUACAUGUUUGACAAACAUGUUAAGCCCAGUACUUCUCAGUAAUUAAACAAGAGAAUUCAGUAUUUGUACCCUGUGGGUAGUAAGCUUCAGAUGCUAAACAAAAGAUGAACUGUAGGCAUAAUGAAUGUAUUCAUCAAUUGAAAUACAGAUGGGAUAAGCACAAAAAUGAGGAAGUAAAAAGCCACAUUCUUCAUAAAAGCCCUAUCCUGAAUUGCUAUGCUAAAACUGUAUUGUUUCCUAAAGAGAACUAUUUACAGUUAUUUUGAAUGUUUACAUAAUGUACAGUAUAUCUAAAGUAUUUUUGAUUCUUUAUUUGCUAUAUUAAUCUAAGUAUUUCUGUAAUCUCUUGUAUUCUUAACCGUGCUGUAUCGUUUUCUAGUGUGUGGAAUUGGUUCAAAACCAAAGACUGAAAUUGAUAAAUUGGACUGUAAGAAAAAUAGAUAGUGCUGAGUACAAAAUUGUUAACUUUCAGUGCUGCUGUUAUCUUUUAAUAUAGUCUGCUUGAGAGAAAUGUGUUUUAAAAACAAAGCUAUAUAUUCACAGCAGGACCAUCUAAUGUUACAUUUUCCUAGCUAUUACUGAUAUCUAAUCCUGAAAGUGAAUGAAUUUAAUAGAAUCUUCUGAUCUUGGUGGGUUUAAAUGUACGUCAUACACCUGAUGCUGCUUGAGUGGUGUUUAUCCUAACAAUCUGAUCCAAGACUGAAAUACCACUUAGCUUAGUUGAAACAUUUAUUAUAGUUUUGUCUUAGUUUUGCUAUAAUUAUGGCUGAAAUAACCUAUAGUAAAAUCUCUUUAGAACAAGUGAAUGUUUUCAUGCCUUUUAAGAAGUGAAAACAUCUAACAUUUUCCUCUACCCAGCUGUCUUUGGUAUAUUGAUUUAAAAUUAAUGUGAAAUGCACAGAGAAAAUUGGGUAGAUGUGCGUUCAGAAUUUGGAUUCAUGUCAUGGAAGUUAUACCUCAGUGAAAACAAAAUGUACUCUGCCCCUUGUAACCCUUUGUGAAUAAUACAGCCAUAUUGCUUUGAGACUGAAUAUUUCAAUAAAGACAUAGAAACAA